AUGUUCGCCUAUCCAAAGUUAAUUACUUUAUCUGCAUCAAGAAGCCAUACAGCCACCAAGCAUUUGACUGGCAAAUUACAAUCUGCUAUUUCUCAUCGCCUGUUUUAUUCUUGGCUGAAUUACGUUUUCAACAGAGUCGACGAGAAUAGAAUAAAAGACGUUGGACCAGAUCGAGUUGCAGCGGAAUGGGUUUUACGCUGUGGUGGGUCUGUAAAAUUUGCAAAUAAAAAGUGGCUUAGUGACUAUAAUAGCCUGAGUGAUGGUCCUCGUGCUUCUUUCAUGCUCGAACAUAUCGAUCUUAAUGAAACUACUAUUACUGACGAAGGAUUAAGACAUGUUACAUUUCUUAAAUAUCUGAAAUCGAUAAACCUAUGCACAUGUCAUAACGUAACCGAUAUUGGAAUGCAUCAUAUCAGUAGCCUACAGGAAUCUUUGAUUAAGUUAAAUUUAAAUGGUUGCAGCUCUGUCACGAAUGCCGGACUUUUAAGCCUUCGUGAAUUAAAGCUGUUAGAAGAGUUAGACAUUAGAAAUAUGAUGAGUGUAAAGGAUGAAGAAUUGGUUAUUGCUGAAUUGAAAGCAAAUCUGUCAGUAUGUGAAAUUUUAUCAGGUGAUGUAUCGUAA
This is a messenger RNA of Trichoplax adhaerens, 621 nucleotides long. RefSeq lists its product as uncharacterized. The coding region runs from base 1 to 621 and encodes 206 amino acids. Lineage: Eukaryota; Metazoa; Placozoa; Uniplacotomia; Trichoplacea; Trichoplacidae. The record is from RefSeq and is a predicted model, not a curated record. Gene Ontology annotation, biological process: SCF-dependent proteasomal ubiquitin-dependent protein catabolic process. Gene Ontology annotation, cellular component: SCF ubiquitin ligase complex. The transcript has 5 exons.